Molecule: messenger RNA, 567 nt
Organism: Cooperia oncophora
Lineage: Eukaryota; Metazoa; Nematoda; Chromadorea; Rhabditida; Trichostrongylidae
Source: the annotation of a GenBank genome assembly
AUGAAAGGGGUGUUGGGAAGCUUACGAGCUACUCAUUGCAUCGGUUCAGUUCUAUUCAGACCUUGCAAUAUUGCUACACCUUCUGUCUCUUUUCAAGUUGCUCCUUGCUUCCGAUCUCAUGUGACGCCACAAAAGCAAUAUUGUUCUGCCAAUGUACUGUCUAAUGUUCCAUCAAAAGAAACACUUUUUCGGGUGGACUGGGUCCUAGAACAUCUUUUGUUUUUAUAUGGAGUUGAGGUUUGUAUCGUUCAGACUCCGGCUAUUUUAAAAUCGCGGUUAAAACCUUUUUUCGACAUUUGCUUGGAAGACGUCUCGUUUGAAGAUAAACUUUACAAUUACAAAUUUACAAGUAAAUCGCAAUUGUUCACGCAUAUCGCAAAAUUAAGGUUAUAUUUUCGUUAUCGAUCGCCCUACAAUAAAGUGGAGAGAAUUGGUUCUUGUAUUUAUGAAAAUGAAGAUGUUAUCGUUUUAUUAUGGCGGCUAAGUACGUUAGAAUCCAACUUUUGGACGUACUUUCCAUCUUUCAUCACAAAAAGAGAGGUACGGUCUUUUUUUUACUACUACUAG